AUGGCAUUUAGUUCAAUCGACGACGGCUUCGUCGCCGCGACCGGAGCCAUGUCCGGCCUCGAGCUCCAAGACAAUGACGCCAGCCUUCCCAUCUUCGUCGUCGAGCAGGUGCAGCUGCAGUUCUCGGUAGCAGCGGACUUCAUAGCGGCGCAGGUGGCGAAUAACGUGCUGGUGAUUGCGCUUUCGAAUGGGAGGAUAUUGAGGAUAGACCUUAAUCGGCCGGAGGACAUUGAUGACAUCGACUUGCCCCGAAAGACGUCCGAGAUAGGCACGAUCCGCCGCAUGUUCCUCGACCCGACUGCCUCUCAUCUUCUCGUCUGCACAUCUGCCGGGGAGAACUACUAUCUACAUUCACAAUCCCACCAACCGCGCCCGUUGGGCAGGCUAAAGGGCGUGCUCAUCGAGAGCGUUGCUUGGAAUCCUGCGCUGCCCACCGCUUCGACUCGCGAGAUCCUACUCGGAGCGUCGGACGGGAAUAUCUACGAGACGUUUAUCGAGACUUCGCAUGAGAUAUAUAGGCGGGAUGUGAAGCACUUCAAGAACUUGCUUAAGCUCCCCGAUGAGCCCAUAAUAGGGUUAUGGGCCGAUAGCCUCGGUGGAAGGUCAGAUAUGCGCAGGGUUAUGGUGGCUACGCCGCAGCGGUUGUUCCACCUCUCAGGCAAGAUAUCGACGAAUGAUAGCACGGGGUCGGUAUACUCGGUCCUCUUUGAAUCGCAGGAGCCUGUUGUCCACGAGCUCUCGCGGACCACGACCACUGCCGCGUCAGCUUUGGUGGUGUCUCCCGAUCUACCCGAGGAGGAAGGCUUCAGGGAGGAUUCUCGUGAGCGGGCUUUCGCGUGGCUUUCGUCGCACGGCGUCUACCACGGGAAGCUGCUUACUUCGCCGGCAAACGAAUCGCUCGGUACCAAAGUGUUCGCCGAAUCCAAGAUGCUCUCGAGAAGCCAGUUCACGACGUCCGAAGCGUCGGGCAAACGGAGAACGUCGGCGGAGCUCGUGGAGGCUAUUGCCCUGACGCAGUGGCACAUUAUCGCCCUCGUAGGCCGCCGCGUCGUCGCGGCUAACAGGCUAACGGGCGCCAUCGUUUACGACCAGCUGGUUCUUAACGAUGGCCAGAAGGCUAUUGGCUUCUCCGUCGAUUUGCAAAAGAAUACGUUUUGGCUCUUUGCUACGGAUGAGAUCUUCGAGAUUGUCGUGCGCGACGAGGACAGGUCCAUCUGGCAGGUUAUGCUGGAGAUGCAGCAGUUUGAUGCCGCGAUGCAGUAUGCGCGGACGCAGACGCAGAGGGAGACAGUGGCUUCCUCUUACGCCGACCAUCUUGUCGAGAAGGGCCACUAUAAUGAGGCGGCGGCCCUCUAUGGGCGGAGUAAUAAGCCGUUUGAGCAUGUGGCAUUGGCUCUGAUCGACAACGACCAGCCUGACGCACUCAGGAAAUACCUCCUCUCGAAGCUAGCGUUGUCGAAGCGGACGGCCAUCAUGCAGAGGGUGAUGAUUGCCUGUUGGCUCGUCGAAGUCUUCAUGGCGAAGCUAAAUUCGCUGGACGAUACCAUCAUGACUCAGGCCGAGUUGGCGGGAGAUCUCAACCCGGCACAAUCCAAGGAGCUCCUGAAGUCGGUACGGCACGAAUACCAAGAAUUCAUCAAUCGGUACAAGGACGACUUAGAUCGCAAGACGGUCUACGAUAUUAUCGGUAGCCACGGACGUGAGGAGGAGCUCCUCUACUUUGCCAACGCCAUAAACGAUUACAAUUAUGUGCUGUCCUACUGGGUGCAGCGGGAGCGGUGGAGCGAGGCACUGAAUGUUCUCAAGAAGCAAAAGGACGCCAACGUAUUUUACCGGUAUAGCAGCGUCCUCAUGACCCAUGUGGCUACGGAGCUGGUCGAGAUUCUCAUGCGGCACGCUGACCUGCGUCCGCGGAACCUUAUCCCUGCUCUUCUGGAGUAUAACAAGCACUUCAGAGGACCGCUCGCACAGAACCAGGCCGUGCGAUAUCUUCAAUAUGUUAUAAACCAGCUCAAGUCGAAAGACUCGGCGGUGCAUAAUACCCUGGUGUCCAUCUACGCAUCGCACAAGUCCAAAGACGAGUCCGGCCUGAUGACAUAUCUCGAGUCCCAAGGCGACGAGCCCAACUUCGACCCGGACUUCGCUCUCCGGCUCUGCAUCGAGCACCACCGGACCCUAUCAUGCGUGCAUAUCUACACCAACAUGGGCCAGUACCUCCAAGCGGUCGACCUCGCCCUCUCGCACGACGAGAUCGAACUAGCGGCCAUCAUCGCCGACCGCCCCAUGUCCAACCCAACCCUCCGCAAAAAACUCUGGCUCGCCGUGGCGCGCAAGGUCAUCACGCAAUCCGACAGCAUCAAAUCCGCCAUCGACUUCCUCAAGCGGUGCGACCUCCUCAAGAUCGAAGACCUGAUCCCGUUCUUCCCAGACUUUGUCGUUAUUGACGACUUUAAGGAGGAGAUUUGCGCGGCGCUCGAGGAUUACGGACGGAGUAUCGACGGUCUAAGGCGCGAGAUGGAUGAGUCGUCGCAGACGGCUGCGAAUAUUAAGCUCGAUAUCGCGGCGCUCGAUCAUCGCUACGCCAUCGUCGAGCCUGGGGAGAGGUGCUACGAGUGUGGGUUGCCGUUGCUGAGUCGUCAGUUCUUUGUGUUUCCCUGUCAGCAUAGUUUUCAUUCGGAUUGUCUUGGUCGGAAGGUGCUGGAGCAGCAGGGCGUGGCGAAGAGUGCGAGGAUUAGGGAGUUGCAGGUUAAGAUUAGCAAGGGGUUGGUGAGUGGAGAGAAGAGGGAUGCGAUGAUUGCUGAGCUGGAUGCGUUGGUGGCGUCGGCGUGUAUUCUUUGCAGCGAUUAUGCGAUCAAGAGGAUAGAUGAGCCGUUUGUUCGUGGGGACGAUGAUUUGGCGGAGUGGGCGUUGUAA
Molecule: messenger RNA, 2913 nt
Organism: Scedosporium apiospermum
Lineage: Eukaryota; Fungi; Ascomycota; Sordariomycetes; Microascales; Microascaceae
Product: Vacuolar membrane protein pep3
Exons: 3
Coding region: 1-2913 (970 amino acids)
Biological process (GO): organelle fusion; endosome organization; vacuole organization
Cellular component (GO): endosome; HOPS complex
Molecular function (GO): protein-macromolecule adaptor activity
Source: RefSeq, a predicted model, not a curated record